Messenger RNA from Pseudovirgaria hyperparasitica, 2825 nucleotides. Its product is annotated as Rgp1-domain-containing protein. Gene Ontology annotation, biological process: retrograde transport, endosome to Golgi. The record is from RefSeq and is a predicted model, not a curated record. Lineage: Eukaryota; Fungi; Ascomycota; Dothideomycetes; Acrospermales; Acrospermaceae. Gene Ontology annotation, cellular component: Ric1-Rgp1 guanyl-nucleotide exchange factor complex; Golgi membrane. The transcript is spliced from 3 exons. The coding region runs from base 244 to 2655 and encodes 803 amino acids.
CGGAGCUGUUAAGGUUGUGGACUGUAGUACCAGCCACAACUUAUCCUCGUUCUCCAAGUUUCACCAACAUAUCAGCUUGUGGUGUUGAGUGAAUACAGCUACCGGAACAAUCGAAAGCACAACUAUUCGGAUGUCCAAUUGAAUUCGUGCACGGCAAAAGCAUGGCGCACCCUCGAACUCCAUGACCGCACUCCUCCGCAACCCCUACCCCCCAAUGGUUGAGCUCCUCAGAGAGCUUGAAUUAUGUCCUCCAACAUCAGGGUCUUCGUUCAAUGGAAAGACGCGACGGUAUUUGCAGGCGAAGAUCUCGAAUGCACAAUAACCUUCAAGAACGUGGCGUUGCUUCCACAGGCAGAUCGAUCGCCCAAUCGAAGACAGAACGGCUUCCUUGCAGCCGUUGAACGACAGCAACACCGAAACCCUGCCCUCAGACCUUCUGUGAAGCCCUCGCUGUCUCGAAACUCCUCGUUCGGCCCACAACUACCUACACAGCAUGCGAAAGGGCAUCGGCCCACCCUGUCCUUGAGCACCUCCGCAACUACUGUUCCCUCAAUAUCGCAAUUCGCCGGAGGAGCCAACACGCCCACGAGUGCAGGUCCACAUGGGAGAUCAUUGUCGAUAGUAUCACUUGGUAGCGGAGGCAACAGAGAUCCCGAUCGAGCUUCACAUAGCAGUCCGCGAAGACCAACUCGACCGCAUGGCCGGUCUGCUAGUCUACAGGUAGUACCAGGCAAGAAGACUGGAAGUCCUCAUACAGGCUCACACAGAGCUCAGUCGGCCACACAGACGCCUACUGUCUUCAGUUCAGCAGCGCCUGCUUUGACGACUCCUUCACGGUUUUCCGGCGCAAAGCGAAGCGGCAUAACACACAUCUCAAGUACCGGUCGUCGAGGAUCAGGUUCUUUGACACCACACUUCAAGUUUCCGCAAGGAACAGUGGACAAUGAAAAUGAGACAAUAUCAGAGCAUCCAGUAGGAGUGUAUGGGCGGCCGCCACGUGUGAGAGGGAACAGCCCUCGACCGGCAGAUGAGAUGUCUGCAACAGGCGAAACGUUGUCACCUGUUGCGCGACUUCUAUCGGGUACGAGCAUGAAUGGAACACCUCGGAGCAGCGGAGAAUUCUAUUCGAUGAGCAAUCAUUCUUCAGAGACCCUCCCCUCUGAAUACAUUACCCAACCUAUGGCUCGCUUACUGCCUCCCUCACAUUCACGGCGAUCCUCUCAAGCUCCGCAGCCACGUGUUGGGCCGGAAUCGCUGAUGAUGGGCUACGCUCAAGUCAUGGGUUCCUUCACCUUGGACGGGUCUCUCAUCAAUCAAGCUCCAUUUGAGGAAGUGAAACGCAAGGGCGUACUUGGAGGACAAGGAGGUGGUGGUGUGGUGGGCGUAGAACGAUUGAAGAGGGACAGUGGAUUAUUCGGCGCUCUAGGAUGGGGAACUCUAGGAGAGUCUUUGGGUGGCCUUCUUGGAACAUCAGAGCCAAGCAGCAUGCGAGAGAUGCGUGGUAUAGCUAACAGCAAAACCGUGCCACUCUUAACAACACCCCAAUCCAUUCUGUUCGUUGACCUUAGGCUAGCCCCUGGAGAAAGCCGGAGCUAUCGAUACAAAUUCAAACUACCACGAGGCCUACCACCAACGCAUAAAGGACGUGCAGUCAAAGUAGCAUAUCAUCUUGCUAUAGGAACUCAGAGACCAGGAAUGGUAAACGGGCAGCAGCAAGUGCGGCAUGUCGAUAUUCCUUUCCGAGUUUUCGGAGGGGUCACGGGGGAAGGAGAAAUACUGGGUCACGAUCUGAUGUCUCCAUAUAUCAUACUUCGGGACGAAGCCCAGACGGAGAGGAUAGAUGUCGAAGUCGCUACUCCCCAUCAACGCAAAACACCUAAACCAUCACCGCGCAUCGGAUCAGGAUCAGCAGAUUUCCUAGACUAUGUCAAUAAUCUCCUCGACAAACCAGACGACAACUCUACAGCCGGCCUUCUCUCCCCAACAGCCGAAGACCCUCGCCGCAAAUCGAUCGCGGAAGAGCUCCCCAAUACGAUGAAGGAGAUCAUUGAUCUGGCCAUAAUGCGCUGUAACAACGUCGCAUCAUCCUCCCAAAGCACCUCACGAUUUGAUAUCGCUCGUUCUGGGUAUCGUGUUGCGACCAUUAACCUCGGCCGGCCCGCCUACCGCCUCGGGGAAACGAUCUCCGUUGUCAUCGACUUCUCAAACACCGACAUUCCCUGCUACUCUGUUAUCUUCUGCCUCGAGACUGCCGAGCGCGUCGACCCCGCCAUUGCUCUGCGCUCUCACUCGAGUAUAUAUAGAGCGACGCGGAAAGUACAUGCUGUGUUCUCCGAUAAUGCGCUCUAUUCGCAAAGACUGACAUUUGCGCCUACGAUACCUCCGAAUGCGACACCGGAUUUUGUUACGUCGGGUGUGAGUCUGGAGUGGCGCCUAAGAAUUGAAUUUACGACACCACGCCUGACGUACGAGGAAGUAGAGGAAGGUGCAUGGACGGAUGUGCUUGAAGAGGUGGGGAAUGAUGAUCGAGGAGUCAUCCUAGCAGCGGCUGAGAAACUACCAUGCGAGACCUUUGAGGUUUCGGUUCCGAUACGGAUUUAUGGGGCCGUGACAGGAUGCGUAGAGAACGUGAGCGAGGGAGGGUUGGUGGUGUAAGGCCAGGCCAGGCACUAGAUGAAGAAAGAUGGCAAGACGGAGCAGAGCAGAGGAAUGUCAUGGAUACCCGGCAAAGAACUCAGAUAGCAUGUGUGUAAUUAAAGAAGAAACAUGUGCUCAUACACUGUAUAUACCUCAUCCAUGAAUAGAUCGCGGACAUAUACACGACG